This is a messenger RNA of Schistosoma spindalis, 1894 nucleotides long. NCBI's taxonomy places the organism in Eukaryota, Metazoa, Platyhelminthes, Trematoda, Strigeidida, Schistosomatidae. The record is from the annotation of a GenBank genome assembly.
ACAGCGCGCGUCUCAAACUCAUCUCAACUUGUAGAUCGUCGCGAAAGCAUAAUAUCGGUAAUUUGUCCGAUAUUAUGCGUCAUUAUGACGGGAUCACUUUCAUUACUUGAGAGAUGGAAGCAGAACUCAAAUCAAAUUUGACUGCUUCUGGAAAAAUUUACAAACUGUCGAGGUGACGCACCCAUCGUUUUACGACAGUUUGACCUUCAAGCGCACAACAACCUCCGUCAAGGAACGAUGCCGCUGGAUCGUCGUCCGACGAGGUUGCGAGUUAAAAAACAUAGUAAAAAGCAGAAAAGUGAUGAAGAAAUAGAAUCUGAUAGUGAAGCGAGUUCCGUUGGAUCUGAGACAGAGUCUGAUAUCUCAGUACAUGAAAGUGCUCACGAGAAAAAAGUACGACUCACAAAGAAGGCUAUUCAAAAAGCGCUUGAAACAGUUGGUUCGGAUGACGAAAAGUACGAAGCACUUUCCUUACGUCUCAAAGAGGAGGCACUACAGGCUAAAGGAAAGUUUUUAGCGAAGUUCGCACAUCAGAUCAAAUUCUUGAAUAAGGAGGAAAUUAUAGUUCUUAGAGGUCAUAGAAAAUCUGUCUCUUGUGUAUGUAUUUCUGAAGACGGUAAAUUUGCCUACACUGGAGGGAAGGAUUCUUCAGUAAUUAAAUGGGAUCUAAGCACUAUGGUAAAACUGUGUUCUAUACCUGGAGGGAAACGUGGAACAAAAUAUCCCUAUCAUACUGGCCCGAUUCUGUCUAUUUCCAUAUCCAGUGACAGUAGAUAUUUAGCUUCCUCCGGUAUGGACCAUUCCGUUAUAAUAUGGAACCCAAAUGAUAUGAAAGUUUUCAUGAAACUACUGCACCAUAAGGUACCAGUUACAGCUGUUAGUUUUAGAUACCAUUCACACAUGUUGUUUACAGCAGAUUGUUCUGGUCGUGUUUGUGUUUGGAAUAUGCCUUUGAAAGAGGUAUUACAAGACCAAGGGGCAAGAACAAAUAUCGAAGUGUUAGGAUUAUGUGGUCUGGUAUCUGAACGAUGUGUUUCAUGUUCUGGGUUUGGUGGUCCCGGCGUUUGCGUCUGGAAAGUUCCAGAAGAAAUAUGUGUUCAGUAUAGUACAAAGAACACAUUAGAGUAAGUUUCAGUAUACUUUUUAGUAAUUUGUUGCCGUUGAAAUUUACUGUAUAUCUCAUUAUGAAUGCUCUUGUUUUACUAAAUUACAGGAGUUCAGUAGAAUGCAUUUAUGCAGUCAAUGACGAAAUUUUCAUAGGGGGUUCUUCUACAAAGUAAGUUUUAUCAAUUCUGUCGAGUGUUUCAUUACAGUUUGUCUAUUCAUAUGCAAUUUACAAUUCACUCCUCUCUAUUCAUUUUAGUACUAUUUAUAUCUGGCAUUCAAGUAGAGGUAGCCCUGUAUUUACUGUUUCUCCUGCUCACCCUGUGGCAAAAUUAUGUCCACCGUCGAUAUCAGAACCUUUUAUCCGACCAGUUGCGAAUUGGGUUUCUGCCAUUACUGGUCUAUAUGGAACUGAUCUAAUUGCUUCAGGUUCCUCCACAGGGCACAUACAAUUUUGGCGACUUGUUCAGCCACAAUGGGAUCGUUCAAAUGAAGUUAAAGUACAACAGCAACAACAACGAACACAAAUCAGUAUUGAACGCAUACCUAGUUUGAGUAUUUCACUGGGUGGUUUUAUCAAUGGGCUGGCUUUCUCUUCUGAUCGUCGAUAUUUAGCUGUUUGUCUAGGUCAGGAACAUCGGUUCGGUCAUUGGGAGCCUAGGCGUCAUGUCACCAAUGGUUUAUUUCUAAUCCCACUGAAUGUAUCCUAGUUUAUGAUUACCUCAUGGUGAUUAACUUAACAGAAAUUGUAAAUCAAAAACUUUUUUAAAAUAAACUUGUUUUGAUACAG